Molecule: messenger RNA, 2751 nt
Organism: Pseudonaja textilis
Lineage: Eukaryota; Metazoa; Chordata; Lepidosauria; Squamata; Elapidae
Source: RefSeq, a predicted model, not a curated record
AUGGAGCCCUCAGAAGACGACAACGGGGCCAACGAUGAACAGCCAGAGGCGGCCGUGUCACUCAAAGCUUGCUUCAGCCAAGGUCUGAAGCACCUGCAUCACCGGCCGGAGCUCUGCGAUGCCACCUUGAUUGCUGGAGGGAAGAGGUUCCCUUGCAACAGGGCCCUCCUGGCCGCCAUCAGCCCCUACUUCCAGGCCGUCUUCUCCAGCGGCUUCAAGGAGUCCCGGGAUGGGGAGGUCCUUCUGGAGGACAUGGACCCCGCGGUCCUCCAGAAUCUCCUGGGCUACCUCUACUCGGGGGAGCUGGCUUUCAGUCCCGCCGGCGCUGAGGACCUCUUCAUCGCGGCCAGCCGGCUCCAGCUCAGCCCAGCGCUGACGCUCAUCAGCAGAUUCCUGACGGAGAGGAUUUCCCCGGAUAACUGCCUUCGCCUUUACACGCUGGGCCAUGAUCACAACCACCCCGCCUUGCUGCAGGGGGCGCUGCGCUACCUGGGCCUCCAUUUUGGCCUCCUCUUUGAACACCAGGAUUUCCUGCAGCUCGACCUGAGGGCCCUGACCUGCCUCCUCUCCUCGGACCACCUGGCGGUGGCCUCAGAGAUGGAGGUGUUCCAGGCUGUGCAGCGGUGGGUGAGGGCCGAGCCCAGCGGGCGCCUCCCGCUGCUGAAGAUGCUGCUGGGGUGUGUCCGUUUCCCACUCCUGUCCCAGGAGGAAGUUGCCCAGGUGCAGGCGGAGACUGAGCUGCUGGGUCAGCAGCUGGAGGUCCGGUGGCAGGACCUGGAUGGAGCAGGGAGGCUGCAGGCAAGCGGGGGGCUCCGCCAGGGCAUGUACCAGGAGACGAUUGUCUGCAUCAAAGUGCCCCGUUUGAGGGACAUCCUCUCGGUCAGCCAAGACAUGGACUGCUACAUGGAGUGCCUGAAUCCGGCCACCGGAUCCAGGAUGAAGCUGCCAGCCUUGGAACUGGUGGCUCUCCCCGGCUGCUCCGUGCUGGAGCACAGGCUCUACAUCUCCGGAGGGAAACACGCCGAUGGUUCCUAUUCCUGUGCGCUGCAUGAGUACAACUCUCUGGCCGACCGCUGGACCCAGCUCCCCGCCAUGUCAACACCCCGCUCCGUCCACAUGUUCUUGACCUGCAAGCAGAAGCUUUUCGCCUUGAGCGGCUGGAACGAUGCCGGCCCCCUGGCCUCGGCCGAGAGCUUUGAUGUGGCCCAGCAGCUGUGGGCCUCCAUCGCCAGCCUGCCCAUCAUCCUGCGCUUCUCCGCCUCCGUGCCGUACAAAAACAAGCUCUACUUAAUAGGUGGCGACGCCGACUCCGAUGAAGUGGUCUACAAGGGCCUCCUUAUCUACGACACCCACCUGGAUACUUGGGCGCAGGUGCCGUUCGAGUUUAGCCUCCACGGGGCGGCCGCUGUCACCAUGGAGACCGGGAUCUGUGUCAUCGGGGGCUUCUUUUCCAGGAAGGUCACCCAACCGUACCCCAACCGGAGGUUCAGCCAGCUUCUUCCUUGCGUCUCAAAAUGUUUCUUCAUGCAGGAAGAUGGCAUCAUAAGCCGAGAGGUGGCCAUCCCUUCCCUGCCCGUGCCCCUGGCCUUUGCCGGGGCCACUUCCUUUCAAGGGAGGGUUUACGUCAUUGGCGGCGUCUGCACAUCCAGAACCCACGACGCCAUUUACCACUGGCAACCCGGCGAAGCCGCCUGGACCCAGCACUCCGAGAACCUCACCAGCCAAGGAACGAUUGUGCGCAGGGUGCUCAAGUGUGUGACCCUGAAGGUGCCCAUAGCCCAGCUGAGGGCCCUCAUGCAAGAGACCACAGCAAGCCUGGCGGCCGUGGGCAUAGCAGGCCCCCAGCUUUCCUUGGAGAAGAAGGGAAAGGAAAGGGAGCCUGCACGGCUGGCCCAACUCCAGGCCUCCCAAGGGACCCACUGGGGACUUGGAGCCGCCUUCCAUUCCAAGGGCAGGCAGGAUCACAAAGGCAGCCACCCCAACCUGGCGGAUCAAAGCACCUCCAGGCCCCUGGAGAGCCAGCCGGCAGGAGAGGCUCCGGGAACAGAGAAGCCAAUCCUGGCUCAGCUGGGAUGCAGGAGAGAGGUGGGUUGCCAUAGCAACGGCGGGCGGGCGGGCGGGCAGGGGACCGCGGAGGACGGACGGGCGCCGGGAGAGCAGCCCGGGGUGGACGGGGCGCGGGCCGGCAUGGCCGAGGGGAUCCCCGCCUGCGGGCUCCUCUACGACACCUCCUCGCUGCUGCAGUUCUGCGACGAUGACAACCUGUCCGGCCUCAGCGGCAUGGAGGUGGACGACCGCAUCUCCUACCUGGAGCAGCGCCUGCAGCUGCAGGGGGACGAGAUCCAGGUGCUGAAGGCAGCCCUGGCCGACGUCCUGCGGCGCCUGAGCGCCUGCGAGGAGAACGGGCUCAACCUCGCCAAGCGCAGACCCGACAAAGUUUACCAGCUGCUGCGGGGGCUCUCCUCCAGGCCCCCCCUGAGCAAUGGGCCCGUCCCGCACAGGAGAGGCUACGCCACCUCCCCCUCGUCCCCCAAGAGGGAAGUCCUUACUGGAAAAAGCGGGCACAGUAGCUGCCCCUCGCCGGAGCUCAAGCGCGAGAGCUUCAAGGACCAGAGGAGCCACCCCACUUCCUCCAGCAGCUCCUGCAGCGGCAAACGCGAAGGGCCAGAGGUACAAGCCCCCACCCAGCGGCAGCCCACUUCAGCCCCCCAUGCUCUGCGUCCGGCCUAUGUCGGGGACCCCCCUCAUUAA